Messenger RNA from Lathyrus oleraceus (garden pea), 3466 nucleotides. RefSeq names its product probable LRR receptor-like serine/threonine-protein kinase At1g53420. Gene Ontology annotation, molecular function: ATP binding; protein binding; protein kinase activity. Gene Ontology annotation, biological process: protein phosphorylation. The record is from RefSeq and is a predicted model, not a curated record. The transcript has 26 exons. The coding region runs from base 1 to 3426 and encodes 1141 amino acids. NCBI's taxonomy places the organism in Eukaryota, Viridiplantae, Streptophyta, Magnoliopsida, Fabales, Fabaceae.
AUGCAGGCUCCAAUGCAGUUUGAUUCUGAUGAAGUGAAUCGAAACUUAACUAAGACUCUAGUUGAUGGAGUGAAUUCUUCUAAGAGGUGGAUGGGGGAAGGAGAAAUAAUACACUUGACAAUGUUAGCAGGUGCAAAACCACUGAAUUAUCAGGAUGCAAUGCAAGACAAAGUGUGGAAAGAUGGAAUGAAGGAGGAAAUUAAUUCAAUUGAAAAAUGUGGCACAUGGAAACUGAAUCAACUACCAGAAAGAAAGAAGUCAAUUGAUGUGAAGUGGAUUUUCAAAGUAAAGUUGAGUCCAAAAGGAACAAUAGUGAAUCACAAAGCUAGACUUGUGGCAAAGGGUUUCCUUCAAAGACAAGGUAUGGAUUACUCUGAGGUAUUUGCACAAGUAGCAAGGCAUGAAACUAUAAGACUUAUAGUGACAUUAGCUUUCAGUAGAAGGUGGACUUUGUCACACAUGGAUGUAAAAUCUUCCUUCCUAAAUGGUUCUUUUGAUGAAGAGGUAUAUGUGUCUCAACCCCAGGAUUUAAAAGAAUCUCAAUUGGAAAUUGAAAACCUCAAGAGUACAAUGAAGUCAGAAUUUGAAAUGUCAGAUAUGGGUCAGAAGCUAGAAGAAGAUAAUGAUGAAGAAAGGGUAGAUGCCACCCUGGACAAGCAGAUGAUUGGAUCAUUGAGUGUUCUAAAGUCACAAAAUCUUUCUGGCACACUUCCAAGAGAAUGUGUGAAAUUACCUUACCUUCAACAAAUUGAUCUCACACGCAACUACCUUAACGGUACAAUCCCUGCAGAAUGGAGCUCCAUCAAUCUCGUUAACAUUUCACUAUUUGGAAAUCGAUUAACAGGUCCAAUUCCAAAAGAAUUCGGAAAAAUCACCACCUUGAAAAGCUUGGUUUUGGAGUUCAAUCAACUAUCCGGAAAGCUUCCUCCGGAGCUUGGGAAUCUUCAUCAGCUUGAAAGACUGCUUCUUACUUCCAACUAUUUUACCGGGAAUUUACCGGCAACAUUUGCUAAGCUCACUAGACUGAAGCACCUUCGGCUUGGCGACAAUCAAUUAUCUGGAAAUAUACCUGAUUUCAUUCAGAGUUGGACAAGUCUUGAGAGGCUGGUGAUACAAGGGAGUGGUUUGAGUGGCCCAGUUCCAUCUGCAAUUUCAUAUCUGAAAAAUAUCACCGACUUGAGAAUAAGUGACUUGAAAGGAUCAGAUUCUCCUUUUCCGCAACUUAUUAACUUGACGAAUUUGGAAACAUUAGUAUUGAGGAGUUGCAAUCUUAUAGGAACAGUUCCCGAGUAUCUUGGAAAUGUUACCAAUUUAAGAUCAUUAGACCUCAGUUUUAACAAAUUAAGUGGAGAAAUUCCGAACACUUUGGGUGGCUUGGAGAACAUAAAUAUACUAUACUUAACUGGAAACCUUUUUACUGGACCACUUCCAAAUUGGAUAGCUAGACCUGACUACACAGAUCUUUCAUAUAACAAUUUGACCAUUGAAAAUCCAGAGCAGUUGACAUGUCAACAGGGAACCUUGAACUUGUUUGCAUCGUCUUCAGAGGGGGCAAGUAACUUGGGAUCGGUUUCAUGUUUGGGGAACAUUGGUUGUCCUAAAACUUGGUACUCUCUCCAUAUAAAUUGCGGUGGUAAGCUCAUAACUUCAAAUGAAAGCUUGACAUAUGACGAUGAUUCAAAUGAAGUUGGACCAGCAAGCUUUCACCGGACUGAAUCAAACUGGGCACUCAGCAACACUGGUCACUUCUUUGAUAGUGGCCUUGUGGACUACUAUACCUGGUCUAAUACAACUAACCUUGCCAUCGACAAUGGAGAACUGUAUAUGGACGCACGCGUUUCUCCUCUUUCUCUAACUUAUUAUGGAUUUUGCCUGGGAAAUGGAAACUACACAGUAAAACUCCAUUUUGCAGAGAUAAUGUUCACCGAUGAUCAAACAUAUAACAGCCUGGGAAGGCGUAUCUUUGACAUCUAUGUUCAGAGAAGGCUGGUGCUGAAGGAUUUCAAUAUUGCAAAAGAAGCUGGUGGAGUUGGUAAGGCAAUUAUUAAGAAUUUCACUGCUGUUGUGACUAGUAAUACCUUGGAGAUUCGCCUUCAGUGGGCUGGGAAAGGGACAACUGCUAUUCCAUUUGGAUCGGUAUAUGGUCCUCUUAUAUCGGCUAUAUCAGUUGAUCCUGACUUUACACCCCCAGUGAAAAAAGGAAGUGGCAUACCUGUGUGGGAUAUUGUUGCAGUUGUAGUUGCUGGAGCACUAGUUAUCUUCAUGUUAUUUGGUAUAGCUAAGUGGAGAAGACGUCGACGACAAAUAGGUCCUUUAGAAAGAGAGGUAAAGGGUUUAGAUUUCCAACCUGGGUUAUUUACGUUACGGCAAAUCAAAGCUGCAACUAACAACUUUGAUAUAGCCUUCAAGAUUGGAGAAGGAGGGUUUGGUCCAGUUUACAAGGGUGUUCUUUCGGACGGCACAAUAGUAGCAGUUAAGAAACUUUCUUCUAAAUCAAAGCAAGGGAAUCGUGAAUUUAUAAAUGAGAUUGGCUUAAUUUCUGCUUUGCAACACCCUUGUCUAGUUAAGCUCUAUGGUUGUUGUAUGGAGGGAGAUCAGUUAUUGCUGAUAUAUGAAUACAUGGAAAAUAAUAGCCUUGCUUGUGCUUUGUUUGCCAAAGCAAAAGAUCAAUUGAAAUUGGCUUGGUCGACAAGGAAGAGAAUUUGCGUUGGCAUUGCUAGAGGUCUGGCUUACCUUCAUGAAGAGUCGAGGCUAAAGAUAGUUCACAGAGACAUCAAGGCUACUAAUGUGUUACUGGAUAAAGAUCUCAAUCCAAAGAUAUCUGAUUUUGGUUUGGCCAAGCUUAAAGACGAGGGACACACUCACAUGACCACUAGAGUAGCUGGCACUUAUGGAUAUAUGGCUCCAGAAUAUGCAAUGCAUGGAUAUUUGACCGAGAAAGCAGAUGUUUAUAGUUUUGGAGUUGUUGCCUUGGAAAUUGUUAGUGGGAAGCACAACACCAUGAGUAGGCCUAAGGAUGAAUGCUUCUGUAUUGUUGAUUGGGUGCAUCUCUUGAAGGAAGAAGGUAACAUAAUGGACCUAGUUGAUGAGAGGUUAGGUGAAGAUUUCAAAAAAGAGGAAGUAAUGGUCAUGAUCAAUGUGGCUCUUUUAUGCACUCAUGUUUCUCCAAUGCACAGGCCAACCAUGUCAUCAGUGGUAAGCAUGCUUGAAGGAAAUUCUGUUGUGGAAGAAGUGGUGUCAGACACAAGCCAAGUUUUUGAAGGGAAAAAGUUGGAGAUGAUUCAACAGUAUUACCAACAAAAUGAAAAUAAUGUUACCCCUGAAGAAGAGAGCAUCUUAAUAGAUGCAACUGCAGAAUAUAUGUCUGAUACAAAUCUACAUUCUAUCAACGUGGAUUCUCCUUAUAGAAGUUUCAACACUCUGUAAAUUAUUUGUUUGGACUUAAAUGUCCUUUUAUUUAACGUUA